GGGCAGUCAGUCACCACAUGGCAGUGUUCUGCUAAGGUCGCUCGUUGCUUGCGGUGCGGUGAUUCGGAGCGUGGGUGUAACUCGGUGCGUGUGUGUGUGAGUGUGUGUGUGACGGAAGUGUUGUGGGAGUGCGCGCAGUGAUUGUGAGCAGCAAGUCCCAGUGCCUUUGGAUUACUUUGCACCAGGAUUACCACCGUCUUUGUGUGGCGGAGGGCAGCGGACGAUGCCGUGCUGAGCCCCAAGCCAUGCUGCAGCCCCGAGAGCGGUCACUUCAAGCCAUGUGGCUGUCGACUCUCCUCGUCCUUCUCUGCUCGGCAGGAGCUGCUUAUGGACAGUAUUUUAAUAAUGGAACCUCUAGAUUAACACCACCAAGAAAAGCAUAUCAACCACAUAAGUUACAUCCAUGUGAUCAAAGCUCAUGUUACCCUGCUACGGGAAACUUGCUGAUUGGUCGAGAGAACAAACUCCAUGCAUCAUCCACUUGUGGUCUACAAAAUAGAGAACGGUUUUGUAUUGUAUCGCAUUUGCAAGAUAAUAAAAAAUGCUUCUUGUGUGACUCCAGACCGAUUAAUGAUAAUAUUCCUCAAAAAAGUCACACAGUCAAAAAUCUAAUUUACAAAGAUAGUCCUAGUCCUGGCUCAAGGACAAGAUCAUGGUGGCAGGCGGAGAGUGGCAAAGAAAAUGUCUCCAUCACUUUAGAUCUGGAAGCUGAAUUCCACUUCACUCAUGUCAUUAUGACAUUCAGAACUUUCCGACCAGCUGCUAUGCUUAUUGAGAGAUCAUCUGAUUUUGGAAUAACCUGGCAGGUGUAUCGUUACUUUGCUGCCAACUGUGACCAGUCAUUCCCUGGGAUACCCAAGCAUAGUCCAACUUCUCUGUCUGAUGUGGUUUGUGAAUCUCGUUAUUCCAAAGUUGCUCCCUCCACAGAUGGUGAGGUAAUCUUCAGAGUCCUACCUCCCUCACUCAAAAUUGAUGAUCCCUAUUCUCAAGAAGUACAAAGUCUCCUCAAAAUGACCAACUUGAGAAUUAAUUUCACAAAGCUUCAUACACUUGGUGAUGAUCUUCUUGAUAAUAGACAAGAAAUUCAGGAAAAAUACUACUAUGCUAUCUAUGAGAUGAUUGUGCGAGGGUCCUGCUCUUGCUAUGGUCAUGCUUCUCGCUGCUUGCCACUGGAAGGAGAGACUCCCAGACCAGAUAUGGUCUAUGGUCGAUGUGACUGCACACAUCAUACUCGUGGCUUAAAUUGUGAUCUUUGUGAAGAAUUUUACAAUGAUUUACCAUGGAAGCCUGCUAUUGGCAAACAGAGUAAUGCUUGUAAAAAAUGCGAAUGUCACAACCACGCAACAUCUUGCCACUUUGAUAACGCUGUUUACGAACAAACUGGUCGUAUUAGUGGUGGAGUGUGUGAUGGGUGUGCACACAAUACAAUGGGCCGAAAUUGCGAACGGUGCAUAGACUAUUUCUAUCAUGACCCGCAAUACGACUUCAGUCACCCUGAUGCUUGCCAGCCUUGUGACUGCGACCCCAGAGGCUCAGUGGACGAAGCCAUUUGUGAGCAUCGGUCCAACCCUGAAAUUGGUGUGGAAGCUGGCAAGUGUCACUGCAAAGCAAAUGUUGAUGGACGUCGGUGCGAUCGAUGCAGAAAUGGAUUCUGGAACUUCAAUGAAACUAAUCCGGAUGGUUGUGAAGCUUGCACCUGCCACACAUUAGGAACUGUAGACAAUCAAGGAUGUGACAUGGAGACAGGAGAGUGUACUUGCAAGAGGAAUGUUCGUGGUAGGGACUGCAACCAGUGUCGUCCUGAACACUAUGGACUAUCUGAAGAUGUCGAUGGUUGCAAGGCCUGCGAUUGUGAUCCUGGUGGUGCAUACGAUAACAAUUGUGAUGUACUUACUGGGCAGUGCCGAUGCCGUCCUCAUGUGGCAGGCCGGCAGUGCAACCAGCCUGAUCAGGCGUUCUACACUGGUUUGAUGGACUACAAUGUUAAAGAAGCAGAAAAUGCUUUUGGCAGUGAUGACGCUAAGGUAACCACCCGUGAGCCUAGCCCAGAUGGAUUGGAUGAUUCAUUCACUGGUAUUGGGUUUAUGAGAGUAUUUGAAAAUUCAGAACUUGAUUUCACUAUUGACGAUAUCAGGACCAGUAUGGACUAUGACAUUGUAAUUCGUUAUGAGCCACAGUUGCCGAAUGGUUGGGAAGAUGUCAGAGUGACUGUUGAACGUGAUGGACCAAUUGACCAAAAUGGACCUUGUGCCAAUACUCUGCCAGAAGAUGAUUCUAAGCUCGUCUCUUUAUCAGCAGGGGAUAGAAGUGCAGUUGUGAGGCCUCCAGCUUGUUUGGAAGCAGGCAAGACAUACCAUAUUAAAUUGUCUUUCAAAAAGUAUGACAAAACAAGUGAUACACCUACUGCAUCCAUUCUUGUUGACUCUAUUGCAUUGGUACCUCGUCCAGAGAACAUUCCAUUCUUCCAAGAUAAACCGGAAAAUAUCAGAGCCAGGGACGAAUUUGAGAGAUACAGGUGUGCCGAUUACUUCAGGACCCCUAUGCGUGGAAUCUCAGUACCAGAAAUAUGCAAGAGAUUCUACAACAGUAUUGGUUUCUAUGUUCAAAACGGAGCUCAUUCUUGUGAGUGUGAUCCAACGGGUGCUCUGAGUACUAUUUGUAACACACUUGGUGGGCAGUGUGAAUGUAAACCAAAUGUUGCUGGAAGAAGAUGUGAUCGGUGCCAAGUUGGAACGUACGGAUUUGGACCAGACGGAUGCAGAGCCUGUGACUGUAACUCGAUUGGAUCCUUGGACAACGUCUGUGAGAACACAGGGCAGUGCAAAUGUCGUCCAAAUAUGUAUGGCAGGGAUUGUGGCCAGUGUCAGCCUGGUUUUUGGAACUUCCCCAACUGUCUGCGAUGCCAGUGUAACGGAUAUGCAGAUACUUGUGACCUAUUUACUGGUGCUUGUAUUGACUGUCGUAACAACACCAAUGGCACAUAUUGCGACAGAUGUAACGUGGGAUAUUAUGGAGAUCCCCGCUUAGGAAGAGACAUUCCAUGCCGUCCAUGCCCUUGUCCAGACACUCAAGAAUCUGGCCAUUCUUUUGCAAAUGAAUGUUCCCUGAAUCCCCACACCCAGGAUGUGGAUUGUGAAUGUCAAGAGGGAUAUGCAGGUUCUAGGUGUGAUGUUUGUGCGGAUAACUACUUUGGAAGCCCAGAUCAACCUGGUGGCAAUUGCUCUCCUUGCAACUGCAGCAAUAAUGUUGAUGUAUCACAUCCAGGAAAUUGUGAUCCUCGCACUGGGAAAUGUCUUGCUUGUUUGUUUGAUACAGAAGGUUUCAAUUGUGAAAUCUGCAAAGCUGGAUUUUAUGGAGAUGCUGUGAACAAGCAAUGCACUUCCUGUGUUUGCAAUGUGCUUGGGACAAACCAGACCCAUGGACACUGCGACCGCAACACCGGUCAGUGUCCUUGUCUGCCAAAUGUAAUUGGUCAGUCUUGUGAUGAGUGUAGGCCCAACCAUUGGAAGAUUGCUAGUGGGCAAGGUUGCGAAGCUUGUGAUUGUGACCCCACAGGUUCUGAUGAAACACAGUGUAAUCCUUUUGAUGGACAGUGUAAAUGUAAACCUGGGUAUGGUGGCCGAAAGUGUGACCAAUGUGAAUCCAAUUCCUGGGGUAACCCUAAUGUGGAGUGCCAUCCCUGUCAAUGUAAUCCUCAGGGAGCUGCUACAAUGCAAUGUCAUCAGAACAACGGAAGCUGUAUCUGCAUGCCAGGCAUUGGUGGCUACAACUGCGACGAGUGUGCCCGUGGCUAUUUAGGGAACGUCCCUUACUGCCGAGAGUGUGGAGAGUGUUUCAAUAACUGGGACCGCGUGUUGGAUGAGUUAAAGGUACAAACAACUGACGUCCUUAAGUCUGCUUCUGAAAUCAGACUAAAGGGUGCCACUGGGGCAUACUCUCAUCAGUUCGACACAAUGCUCCAAAAGAUUGAUGAGGUGCAGAAAGUACUGCAUGAGACAAAGAUCUCUGCCAAUCAGCUUGAAGACAUUCAAUCUUUAAUGAAUCUCCUCCGCAAAAACCUUAAUCAAUCAGUCGAUGCAUUGGCUGAAGUUGAGCACCUUGGAAGUAACACCAAUCAGCGAAUCCUUGUGGCUAAUCUGACUCUAGAUGAUCUUCGGGUUAAACUUGACUUGCUAAGUAGCACAGCUAAGGGCCUCCAUGAUAAUGCAACUCAGCUGCAAGAGUCUAAUGUUGAAGGUGCUUUGAAUUUGACCCGGCAAGCGUCUCAUAGAUCUCGCCAAGCACAGCAAGAUGCAGAACGUACUAAAGAUCUUUCAGCUGAAGCAGAAAAACUGUGUAAGCGUACGGAAAAUAUGGUAGGGAAAAAUUCUGAUCGGUAUCAGCAGAUUCAGGAGGACAAUAGUAGAGAACUUGAAAAUUUGUCUGAAAAGUUAGCCAAACUUGAGGACAUGGUCCCUGACCUCAACAAACAGGUUUGUGGCAAAAGUGACACUCAAUCAGAGGAUAACUGCGACAUACUCUGUGGCGGAGCAGGAUGUGGCUCUUGUGGUGGUCUUUCCUGUGAAAACGGUGCUUCUCGCAAAGCUGAACAAGCUUUGGGUUAUGCUCAAGAUGCUGACAAACAAAUUAGAGACAAAGACGCGAAGGCUGAGGAGCUUUUCCAAGGGGUGUCAGCUGCUCAUCAAGAGACCGAACAGGCAAAUCGUUUAGUGAAAGAGGCUCUGGAACAGGCGCAAAGAGCUAAGAAUACUUCUGAAGUCAGCCUGAAUGAGAGUACAUCUCUAGCAAAGCAACUUGAAGAAUUCCUCAACAGCGAUUAUGCUACACCAAAUGACAUCAGCACAAGAGCGUCUGAAACAAUGAGGCUAGAUAUUGGACUUGAACCAGUGCAGAUCACUCAGCUUGCUGACAACAUAAACAAGACCAUUGCCUCACUUACGAAUAUUGAUAGCAUUUUAAGUGAGACCCGGGAAGACUUGAACGCUGCCUUAGUUCUAAAGAUCAAAGCUUCUGAUGCCAAGAGGGAGGCAACAGAGGUUUUAGGCACAGCCGAAAAUGUUGUGCAAGCACUGGAUGAAGCCCGCAUUGCCCAAGAAAAAGCUGAGGAGGCAAUUCAGAAGGCAAAUGAUGAUAUUGCAGCUGCUGACAAGGAUCUUGUUCAGAUUGCCAGUGAAACUACUGAAGCCCAGCAGAAGGCCAACGAAACUCUGAAUGAUGUUGGCAAGCUGCAAUCAAGAGUCCGUGACCUCCAGACUCGUUUCCUGAAGAACUCUCGUGACGUGGGAGAGUUGAAGGCAGAGGCAGACAGUGUGGUUCGGGACGGCACCACAGCCAAGGAGGGUGCUGCGAAGCUCCGUGCUAAGUACGACACAGCCUCAACUAGGCUGGAAGACCGCUCCAAAUUGUCAAACAGUGCAAGACAAAGAGCCCAGAGAAUCCUGAAUGAGGCAUCCACCCUCUCCAUUACCACCAAUGGGAAGCUGAAGAAACUCCAAGAUAUGGCUGAAGUCUAUGGAACUAAUGAGAGCCAACUAUCAGAUUUGACAAGUAGAUUAGCAGAGUUAAAUGAUAGAAUGAAUGAAUACCUAUUAUUCAUUAAAAAACAGGCAGAAUACUACAGUACUUGUUCAUUAUAGGAAAUAUCCGACAGGUGACUUGAAAGUAAGGAAGGAAUCACUUUUGUAUGGGGCCCAUGAAUGACCAGUACACACUUGGAUGUGCUUCUUAAUUAUGUCUUUGGUGCCAAACUGUUGUGAUUAUGUGUAUUUAUUGCAGCAAUUGCAGCAACCCUUGCACUCACUUGCAUUACUCGAUUUUAUGAGGAGAGGAUCCCUAGACGGCCCUUUGGCAUUUUUAUUUAGUUCCUAUGCAUCAAGUGAACAAAUGACUGAUAGUGUUCACUUCCUUUUCUAGUGCUGUUAUCUUCAAUGCAAGGCAGUAGCCUGAUACUUGUGGCUUAAGCUGAGCGAAUUUGGUUGAUCAAACUGUUUGACAAUUACUGAAAUUUCUUUUCAUGAGUAAUCAUGGAAAGACUGACAAAUGAAACUUAUCCAAAUACUGUAUUUCCAUUGACACUCCUAAAAUGUGUUUGAAAACAAGAUGACAGGUUCGACUUUCUUAGACAGAGUGCUUCUGGUGAAUAUGUACAAAUUUUGCACUAAUAUUGUUCUUUUUGGUUGAAUUUUAGGGUGUGAAGUAAAAUGUUUUUUAAUGAAUGUCUUGUACAGCCUUGACAUCCCUAAUCAUACGAACCAAUUCAAAAGGCACUUGUGCCAAAUCCUGUUUUUGUUUUGCUUUGUAAUUAUUCAAACAAUGUUAUUUAUUUAUUUCAAAACCAUAGCCUAUAUUUUGUGUCAUAUCACAAACUCCCAGUAUAAUUUUAAGACACCGCCAUACUUGUAGUUCUCCAAGGAAAUUGUGUCCUUUCCUUGCAACUGACUUAAAAUGUGCCUGUUUGUGUUUUGAUUUGUCUGUUUUUUACAUGGUAGUUUUUUGUUUAGGGUUAAAUAGUUUCUUUUGAUCAUAGUUGUAUAAAAUCACUGAAGUUUCUUAGCUGCCAUAUCGAUUUUUGUUAGGUGCAUUAGUUGAGGCAUAAUAUGUGUUAAUACUAGUCUUUAGUUGUUUCAUUCUUCUCUGGAUGCAUGUUGCUGUUUUAUUUUGAAAAUAAAUUAUAUGAUUAAGUCCUA
This is a messenger RNA of Thrips palmi, 6686 nucleotides long. RefSeq names its product laminin subunit beta-1 (gene LanB1). Gene Ontology annotation, biological process: cell migration; basement membrane assembly; substrate adhesion-dependent cell spreading. Gene Ontology annotation, cellular component: laminin trimer. The record is from RefSeq and is a predicted model, not a curated record. The transcript is spliced from 32 exons. The coding region runs from base 246 to 5636 and encodes 1796 amino acids. Lineage: Eukaryota; Metazoa; Arthropoda; Insecta; Thysanoptera; Thripidae.